GCAGUAUCGAACAUUGUAAAAUAAUUAUUGUGAAGUCGGCAGUUCCAACUACUACUGUCGUCUGCGAUACUGUUAUGGCGCUCAGCGCUGAAUCAACCAAGUCGAACUAGAGUCUAGACAUUGUGGUCAAGAACAGAUUUUAAACGUGUGAAUGAAGCUGCUCACACUGUUCUUCAACAAGCUCCCGUAGACUUAAUUCAGACAUGGGACUUGUGAGGUGAACUCUGAAUGAAACAAAACGAAGUUUGAGAUGUAUCUUCUACCACUAGCUGUAUUUUCUUGCUCCUUGAGUGCCACUUGGUCAUAUCCGGGUGAGGAGCAGCAUGAGAUCGGAACACUGGCUGGAGAUGUCCAGAACUGGGCGAUGCUCAUUCAGAACUAUAUCAUUCAGCUUGCAAAUGAUGGUAUAAAAAGGGACUUCACUCAGAGCUUUUUGGACCAAGCCAAUUACAUCUCGGAGAAAAAGGACGGCGGGGACCUUGUGCAGCUUGUGAAGGAUACCUUGGGAGACUAUUUUGAAAAGAAGAAAAGAGCAGCUCAGAGGCUGGCUGGAAAGGUUCGAGAAGUGUAUGAUGAAUAUUACGACAAAAAUGUGAGCACGAAAGCAGAAACUUUGAACGAUCUUCCGCCUGAUACCUACUAUGACUCGGAUAUACCUGAUAAACUGCCGAAGGAUCUUGUUUUCAGCCCCUACUUUCGUCAGAAUGUGAGUACCCUGAACUCAACAAUCAAAAUUGCAGAUGAGGUACCAAGAGAUGACCCACACGUCAUCGACGUUGUUUUGUUGACACAGAAGUUGGAGGAUACGUUUAUUCAGAAUGCAAAUGAAGACCCACUUUUAAGGUGGCAGUAUUUUGGUUCUACAACGGGAGUAACCAGGUUGUACCCAGGCCGUGAAUGGUCCACCAACUUUGCCGGGUUCUACGACGAUUACGAUCCUCGGGUCAGGCCCUGGUACAUUCAGGCCACCAGCGGCCCAAAGGAUGUCAUUAUCAUCCUUGAUUGCAGUCUGUCUAUGAAAGGUGAGAAGUUUUCCAUAGCGAAAGCCGUGGCCAAGACAGUCAUCAACACGUUGACGAAGCAGGAUUAUGUCAACGUGAUCUGUGCCAGGAACAGCCAUUGGAAUGAAGUGGGAAAGUGGCACUACUACGACACAAGAGUUUUGAGUUGCCAGGAGGAGAGAAUGGUGAAAGCUACAAAUGCUCACAGAAAGGACUUGAUAGAGAAAAUUGAAAAAUUGGUAGCUGGGGGAACAACGGAACUGGAAAAAGGCUACGACCUAGCCUUUGACCUACUGAGGAGAGCACCUCGCACUGGCUGCCAGUCCAUCAUUGUGUUUGCCACAGACGGGAAAGAUACCGACGGGGAGGAUGUCAGGUGUGGACCAGGGUACUACACAAGGAGUGGGUACGUUCCUGGGCCCAUCUGCAAGUACAACUUUACAUCUGUGUACAACGUGCCGAUGGAAAAGAACAAGUAUCUCGCUCCAAAUGCAAGGAUCUUCAGCUACCUCAUUGUGGAGGACGCGGAGAUGUUCCCCGGUACCCUGGCCUGUGACCACAACGGCAGCAUGCUGAAGCUUCUGACGGGGGAGAACCUCAUCACGCAGAUGUACAACUACUUCGAGUUCCUGUCGGCCAUCGCCGCCACGGAGAACGCGCUGUGGACCGCGCCGUACCUGGACUCAUGGGGGCUGGGUCUGAUGAUCACCCACGCUGUCCCUGUGACCAGUGCCAAAACUGGCAAAUACAUUGGUGUGGUUGGCAUCGAUGCAACCUUGGACGAAAUUGAAAACUUUCUCACCAAGCAUCAGUGGGGGUCAGUUUAUUCCUUCUUGAUCAAUUCCAAUGCAGACGUGAUUUUCCACCCGAAGCUGAAGCCAAGCACAACGUUGCUGGAAGAUCCGAUCUACAUCCCCAUCUCUGGGCUAGAGCAAGACAAAGAUGGCAACCCGAGUGAGUUUUCUGAGAUUGAAGAGGAAAUGCUUCAUGGGGAAACGGGGAUGAAAAUUUUGAACAAAGCAAGAGAUGGAAAGACCAGGACCUACUACUACGGGUCCAUCUUGGACAAAGACUACUCGUUUGCCUUCAGUUUGGCAAGUGAGGAUAUGGAAUUUCGCCGAUCUCAAGAGCCGCGAGACCGCACCAGCAUAGACGAGAGCUACUACAAUCUCCUGAAGAUGUACAACAGCGCCCUUCUGAGGGAGAGACUGCCGGGCGUGUACGAGAAAAUAGACGUGAGAGAGUCCGAGGAGAGGUAUCCCGAACUGAGAAUUACUUACAAGUACUCCACAAUUUUCUUAGCCCCUCAGAGCCACUGUGAUCCCAUCAAGUAUAUGUACAACGACAGCUUGGAAGAGAAGACCUUGGAUGCUCACUUUUGGAUCAACGGAUACAGCGAAGACCAAGGAUGUGAAAGUCGAGAUCAGAAGUUUAACAAAGGCGUUAGAGCUGAUGUUUUGAUCACGCAGCCCAUCGAGAAAAUCUGGAGAGACAGAAAGUUUGAGUCCAUUGAUCAAGUCAAGUGGACAAAUGUGGGGCUUCGGAGCGGAGUAUUUCGCACCUACCCUGGCCACAGAUCUACCAGAGGCUACGACCCAACAAAGCGUCCGUGGUACAAACGUACGAGCUCGGCCCCUCACAAGACCUCUGUGUCCACGCCCUACAUGGACUCGGCGGGGGUGGGCAAGAUCAACACGAUUUCUCAAGCCGUCUUCGAAGGGAUGACCCCCAAGACUGAUGAAGAGUGUAUGAACUUCACCAGAGGGAACUUCAUGGGAGGCUGCAAGUGCGAUGUCGAUGACGACUGCUAUAUCAAGAAGUGCUACCUGAGCAAAGGGCCGGGCCCGAACUCUGACCACCGGCGCUGCGCCACAGAGCGAGUGGAGGCGGUGACGGGCCUGGACAUUCUCUACGACGAUUUCCAGAAGAAGUCCCUGGAGAGCAUGCAGGCGUCGGACUACAAAAAGUCGUGUGGUCAGGUGUACACUUGUCCCAACGGGGAGCCCGGCUGUGAGACAAGGUGCUACUUAUUUGACACAGCAGCGUUUCUGGUGAUGGACCCGGACUUCCUGGUGGCCAACGCUCUCGACGAGUCUCGCUACCAGAGUGUCACCCUAGGCCGGAAAGAGGGAGAAAUCAUGAAGCAUUUGGUCUAUCAUCACAAGUUCUUCACCAGGAAAGAGUCCAUCGACUUUCAGGGAUCUUGUAGAAUUUCUCCGAAAGAACCCAAGUUAACCCUGGAGGGCCAGCCCCAGAAACCAGAAGACACGGACGAUUACUACAAAAACCGUGGGCCGAUCCCCAAGUUCCACAGUGACUUUGGCUGCAUUCAAGACGUGGUCAGCUUCAGGGCCAACGAUGAGGCUUUGGGUCGCAGUGGGAUGAUCACGGGCAACGUGUCCGGUCCGUGUAUGUCGGGCUUCUACUAUGUCACGGCCCUGCCCCAGACCAAUCUCUACCUGCUUGUCAUCGAGGACUGGCUGGCUUACAAACAGUCGCUUUUCUACAACUUCCACUGUAAAAUUACUCAGAGCGUGGUGAACAGCGGGGCCUACAGAAUCAUCAACGGGACGUGCGCGCACAAGGACACCUCGGAGAGCACGCUAAGAGACCAGGGCAAGUGUCCCAAGCUGAACGACGUCCCUCUCAAGUGUCGCUACAACACCGGCACACGACUCACCGCCACCGCCCAUAUCGCCGUCCUGACGGGGACCGUCAUGUGGGUCUUGUUGUCGUGAUACCACUGUGUUCUCCGAGCGAGCGAGCGGAGUCGGAUGUCUGGUAUAUUUGAUAUUCGUAAGUUGGGUUUAGAACUUUUCAAGAGAAUUUUUACCAUGAUAUGUUUGGUUACAGAAUAGACUAUGAGAUAUAUGCUGUGAUUGAUGUAUGUUAUUUUUCUGUGCAGCAGACAAACUCAUCUGAUUAGAUAGACUCUUUUGCCAUUGAAACCUGAUACAGGUUUUGUGUUUCAGUGACUGUUAUGUAUGUCUGUGUUCUGGUUAACGAGCAGUGAUUGUGACAUUAAUUAAAUUGUUUUAAAAUGCACUGUUUAUUAUGUACUUGGAUCUGCCAUCCCCUCUAUGACAAAACAAAAGUUUUUCUCAAAAUCCUCGUUGGGGAAAAAACGGACCCCAGCAGAUUAAAAUGAAGUAAUUAAUCGACUAUGGCAAAUAAAUGUGAGGCAGUGUGGUGGAAUCAAGCUCUCGUCAAUUUUUGGGCAUGAAGAGAUAUUGGUAUCAUCUUAAAGCUUGUUCUCUUGUCUUAUUUUGGAAGAGCAAAGUAUUCCUUUAUCUUGAAUACAAGUCGAGAUAUUUGCGAAUGAAGGAGGUGUGGGUCACCUGUUUUCAGAGGUAAAAUUAGU
Aplysia californica (California sea hare) is the source of this 4362-nucleotide messenger RNA. RefSeq names its product voltage-dependent calcium channel subunit alpha-2/delta-2. Gene Ontology annotation, cellular component: voltage-gated calcium channel complex. Lineage: Eukaryota; Metazoa; Mollusca; Gastropoda; Aplysiida; Aplysiidae. Bases 251 to 3739 code for a protein of 1162 amino acids. The record is from RefSeq and is a predicted model, not a curated record. The transcript is spliced from 23 exons. Gene Ontology annotation, molecular function: voltage-gated calcium channel activity.